Messenger RNA from Suillus discolor, 731 nucleotides. RefSeq lists its product as uncharacterized. The record is from RefSeq and is a predicted model, not a curated record. Bases 481 to 717 code for a protein of 78 amino acids. The transcript has a single exon. Lineage: Eukaryota; Fungi; Basidiomycota; Agaricomycetes; Boletales; Suillaceae.
UUCUAUACGUCCAGAGGAAAUGAGGAAGGAAUUGCAAGUCCUCUUACGGACAGUAUGGGACGAGAUCAUGCUGCCCAUCGUCAUCGCCCUCCAGUGACCUCAGAGUAACACGCCGCUCUCGAAUCUGGCUGUGCCCAACUGCAGCCUUCACUUCCAUUCCUCUCUGCACAGCUUACCCCUUCGAACGAAGGCAGACGGACGUGGGGCGGAACAACACCUGGAGGGCGUCUACAUCUGUUCUCACACACCAUUUCUGCAUGGGCAAAGUUCACCGGGCGCGGGCAAGGCGAGGAGCUCUUGAAUGUCGAGAGCGCGAACUUGGGCUCGUCCCCGCGACGGCCAACCCCAUCACUCUCUCCGGUGAUGAUGCCGCGUGAGCAGUUGCGCACUCGACGCUUUGUGACGCAACACCUGGGUACACCUCGCUUGUCAUAGAAAGCAGGACUUCACCAUGAGAGACGAACCUCGCUGUUUGACAUUAUGGGGAACGACAUUCCUCAUGCUGAAUUUGCGUUCUUAUCGGCGUGUCAUACUGCCAUUGGUGAUGAAGAGACACCCGACGAAGUUGUUCACCUCGCAGGUGGACUCCAGUUUUCGGGACUCAAAAGCGUUAUUGGCGCGCUGUGGGUGGUCGACGGUGACGUCGCAAAACACGUUGUUGAAGCUUUCUACGAGAAUAUGUUCAGGGAUUGCGCCUUGUUGAGACAUGCGAGUUGAUUCUCGCUCGAGUU